Molecule: messenger RNA, 1517 nt
Organism: Thermothielavioides terrestris NRRL 8126
Lineage: Eukaryota; Fungi; Ascomycota; Sordariomycetes; Sordariales; Chaetomiaceae
Exons: 1
Coding region: 419-1270 (283 amino acids)
Biological process (GO): pentose-phosphate shunt, non-oxidative branch; D-ribose metabolic process
Cellular component (GO): intracellular membrane-bounded organelle
Molecular function (GO): ribose-5-phosphate isomerase activity
Source: RefSeq, a predicted model, not a curated record
UGGUUUGAGUUUUCGAAGAGUCUGAGCUCGGAGCCUCCGUAUUCCUCCAUCAGGAGGGCCCCUGCAAGCAGCCAACGUACCUUGCCUGAUGCUGGCCCUUCCUGUCAGAGCGCGACACUGGUUUCACCCCUUUGGUUCUGGCACUCCUCAGCGGUUUUGAUCCCACAUGAAUAAGCGCGUUGCAGGCCCGGCGACGAGGCUAAGCACGUUUGCACGCAAACCCCACCUGCCUGCGCAUCUUGCUGCCGCUGCCGGCUCUUCUUGUCCGCUUUUCUCUUCAAUUUACCCGAGUGCCGUGCGCAUUCCCCCCUGGACCAGUGUCUCGCCGUUGUCAACCUCAUUCAGCCGCCACAUAAGGGACGCUUCACCAUCCAGCAUCUAUCAACAUAGGGUAGCAGCAGCGCUGAACACGCGGACAAUGGCUACUGCGGCGCAGGAACAGGCUGCGCUGGUCGAGAAGUCAAAGCGUCUCGCCGCCUACCAGGCCGUCAAGGACUACCUCCUCCCCGAAUACACGAGGAUAGGUAUCGGUUCCGGAAGCACCGUCGUCUACGUGGUCGAGGCGAUUGCCGCUCUCGGCCCCGCCGUCACGUCCAACAUGUCCUUCUACCCGACAGGCUCGCAAUCCGAGGAGCUCAUUGAGGCGGCCGGUUUAAGACUCCAGUACAUCAGCAAGCUGCCGGCAGGACAGCAAUUGGACGUCGCCUUCGACGGUGCUGACGAGGUGGAUGACGACCUGAACCUGAUCAAGGGCGGCGGAGCAUGCCUGUGGCAAGAGAAGAUCGUGGCCACCAGCGCAAAGCGCUUCGUCUGCGUCGCCGACUUCCGCAAGCUUUCCGCCCGCCUGGGCACCACCUGGAAGAAGGGCAUCCCCAUCGAGGUGCUGCCCAUGGCAGCCCCGCGCGUCCUCGACGAGCUCGUCAGGAUGGGCUCACAGAACCCGCGUAUUCGCCCCGGCCUGCCCGGCAAGGCUGGCGCGAUCGUCACGGACAAUGGCAUGUGGAUCAUUGAUGCGCCGUUCGCGCCGCUGCGACUGCCCAAGGAUGUCGAUAGCGCCAACCACACCGACACCGGGAGCGACGGUGUGUGGACCGUCGACGCGCUGGCAGACAGGCUGAUCAAGAUCCCGGGGGUUGCCGAGAUUGGCUUGUUCUACGGCAAGAACGGAUUGGAGGUUGCCAGCGGCGCCCAGAAGCCCGUGGCCGCGUAUUUCGGAAUGGCCGAUGGUUCGGUUGAGGUCAGAACGCGUCCGAUUCGAGGCGACAAGUGAUUGUUUGGGCUCGCCAUCCCUUGCCCUCCCUCGCCGCCCUGCGCCACCACCAACACGGAGAUAUAGAAGUAGACACACGAGCGUUAGAUUUCCGGGAAGGAUAGCCGGAGAGCCACAUCAGCUCUCUGCCCAAGAUUACUUGCUUCGGUGUGCUUCGGGUCUCGCGGAGAACCUAGCUGGACAUUCGCUCUCCGCAGACCCAUGAGUUUGGCCCAGGGGUCUGGCCCGCAGCGGAAGGAUACCCCAU